GUUGACCCCACACAGAAAUCUCAAAUGCUGAUGUGUUACAAGAAACUACACCGCAGGGAGACCGCUGAGUUUCAUUUUUGAUGCAGUAACAUAACGACGGAGAGAAGCGGCGGUGAGUCCCAGGUCGAUGUCAAAGAAGACGCAGCGGAAGAGAUCAGCAGCACCGGGUCCGAGAGCCGAUGGCGCCCAAAGGUAAAGUUGGCACGAAGGGAAAGAAGCAGAUCUAUGAGGAGAACGAGGCAACGCUGAAGUUCUACACUAGAGUCAUCCUCGGCGCUAAUGCAAUAUAUGCUGCCGUCAAUCUUUUGGUUUUCUACAGUUCAUCUACAUUUUGGACAUGGCUGCUGCUUGUGUUUGCACUCGCAGUGUAUGUAGGGAGUUACCGCUCCAUGUCUGCCAUGGCCAAGCCAGUGUUUGCUGAGGAUGGAAGUCUCCUGGACGGAGGAAUAGACUUAAACAUGGAGCAGGGAAUGGCAGAGCACCUGAAGGACGUCAUCCUGCUCACAGCCAUAGUGCAAGUUCUCAGCACCAUCUCCUCUUAUUUCUGGUAUCUUUGGCUGCUGGCCCCGGCCCGUGCCCUGCACCUGCUGUGGGUGAACUUUCUGGGCCCCUGGUUUAUGGCAGAAAGCCCGUCAGCACCAGAGGAAGUCAAUGAGAAGAAGCAGAGAAGACAAGAGCGCAGACAGAUGAAGAGAUUCUGAUGCUGCAGAGCAGUCGGAGCAGUAUUUUUAUACACAGAAUCUAAUAUACAGAUAGCGAGGAACUCGUAAGUUAUUUAGGAAGAAAUGUUGUUAUUAAGUUAAACUCGAUCCAAAUCUGAUACUGUGGGAUCUUGUUUUCCAUGUUUGUUUUCUUUCUGCUUUCUCAUGUAAUCAAAUUUUCUCCCUAAAUUAUGAAAUGAAAUCUUCCCUAUUUAGAUAAUGUCACGGUCCAAAUUUCAUUUGUCCUCAUGCAGAGAUUUAAGAGUUUUGCCAUUGCACAAUCCCGUCAAGCUGCCCCCUGCAGAUUCCCAUCAAAUGCCCCCCCCAACAACCCCGCGAUACAAUGACGAAAUGAGUCAAAACCAGAGCCAGCUAGAUUUAUUCUGUCAGUGCCACUUUUGUCAUGGCGUGUCUUUUAUUUGAUUUUAUUUUCAGAAUUCAUCGGUGAGCCUUCAAUACAGAGCCGAGACGUUUUUGUUUGUAAGCUUUACAGAAUAAACUGGAUAUAAAUCAACGUUAAUGUGAAAGUGAAAACUUUUUUUUUGCAAUAAAAAUCUUCCUCCAGUGUGUGGAGUUGAUCAUC
Messenger RNA from Chelmon rostratus (copperband butterflyfish), 1284 nucleotides. RefSeq names its product transmembrane protein 208 (gene tmem208). The record is from RefSeq and is a predicted model, not a curated record. The transcript has 6 exons. Gene Ontology annotation, biological process: vacuolar protein processing. Gene Ontology annotation, cellular component: intracellular membrane-bounded organelle. NCBI's taxonomy places the organism in Eukaryota, Metazoa, Chordata, Actinopteri, Chaetodontiformes, Chaetodontidae. The coding region runs from base 180 to 701 and encodes 173 amino acids.